Rubroshorea leprosula is the source of this 1112-nucleotide messenger RNA. NCBI's taxonomy places the organism in Eukaryota, Viridiplantae, Streptophyta, Magnoliopsida, Malvales, Dipterocarpaceae. The record is from the annotation of a GenBank genome assembly.
GCUUGUGUACUGAUUGCCCUUCUUUUUUCAUUUUUCUGUUAAAAUUAAAUCGCCCAAAUCCGUGGACCCAAUCCAUUCAGCAUCAGAAGGCAAAAAAACAAAACUAAUUAGAAAUGGGUAUGAAGAGCAAAUGCUUUUGGUUCUGAAAUUGCUUUCUUCUGCACUUUGGACAAUCCAAAAGAGAGACUUGCUAUUGAUGCACUUGGUGGCUUUCUAUUUCAGUGGUGGUCUGUCUUUUGGGACAUACAUUGCUAGGACAAAUGAGAAUCACUCUGAAGCUGUUGCAUCUUACAUUGAGGUCUAUUUGAAGAAUAAUUACUCUAAAGUUGUUGCAUUCAUUGAAUGGUUAAAAGGAGGUUGUGGAGAAGUCUUCAAGGCUGAAUUGCUAGGAAGCAAUGGAAAGAUGAUUGCCAUAAAGAAGAUUAUUCAACCCUCAAAGGAAGCUACUGAGUUGACUGAAGAAGAUAGCAAGCUUUUGAACAAGAAGAUGGGCCAAAUCCUAUCAGCGAUUGCCAUAGUUGGCCAACUUCAACACAACAAUCUUUUUCCUCGUUUGGUUCAUGUUGGUCGUCUUGCCAAGAUGAAUCCCUUGCCAGGUCCUCUUGCCAAAAUGAAUCCCUUGCCAAGUAGGUUAGGGAAACUAGGGACCUCCCUAAUCCCAUGUACUACAUCAAAGUCAUUGUUCUGGCAACCCAGGAAGAGGCUUUCAUAUGUAUUGACAUUUGAGUCAGAGCGAGAAAGGAAUGCAAUCAUUAUGGUUGCAAGAAAAUAUGCUCUUGAUUGCAAUGAGCUUUGCUUGCUUAGGUCUGGACAACUUGAUGAGAAGCCUCUAUUCCCAUUGCAUCCCUCAAGUGAUGGUCAUUGCUCUUCAUCUCAGAAAACUGUUGUUUCGAGCAUCAAGAGAGGAUUCUCUGAUGCAAUGUAUGGGUUUUCAGAGGUGAAACUACCUUCUGUUAAAUGAUUUGCAUUAGAUUGUAUUUUUUUUAGAGGUUUAACUUGAAAAUCGAAAUUAUGUGUUGCAGGGAAAAAUGCUUUCUAACUAAGAAGUAAAUGUGAUGUUGUCACCUAGGCCAUCUUCGAACUUGGGAUUGAAAUCAAUUUCUAUACUUGAA